GCCGCCCGCCCUCAAGAUAAGAUAAAACGCACAGCCCGACGCAGGUAGAUUCUGCACUGACUCGGGAGAGAGAAACGCCGACUCGAGAGAUGGAAAAGGAAACGAGUUUCACGACGGCCGUCGACGCUGCGCCCCUCGAGCCCAGCGAGCGACCGGUGUCGACGGCAGAGGCGACAACUGUGGUUGAACGCAAGACGCAGCAGCGCGUCAGCAAACAGAGCAGACCCUACGUCGCCUUCAAAUUCGUCGAGACCGCGUUCUGCGUGAUUUGCGUGGUGGCCGGAAGGGAGAACUGGCCGGCAAUGCUGAUCAGGGGCAACCUGCACUUGGCGCUGCAGCCGCUGAUCGCCGGCGCCACCUUCCUCGUCUACUGCCCCCUGCUGCUCCUCUCCUACGCCCUCAACAGGCCGCCCAGUCCUCUCCUAAUGGCGUGCAUGUCGGCCCUGGGCAGCGUGUACUUUGUGUUCACGUCGGUGACAGCGGGCGUCUUCUGGACGGACCUGUGCUGGUUGCUCGAGCAGCCCGAGCCGCCGCCCAUCCUGGACCUGGAGCGGCUGCAGCAGCUGCUGGGGGCCGUGGGGGCGGACCCGGACCCCCGACUCGCGGCCGACCGCCUCCUGCUGCACUGCAUGCUGGCCACGCCCACCGCCGCCCUCUUCCUCGCCGACCUCAUGCUCACCCUCAAGUACGCCAUCCUGCGCAAGAACCCCCGGGACGCGCCGACCCUCCCCUCCGCCCCCCUCUUCUGACCCCAAAGACAAUGA
This is a messenger RNA of Neocloeon triangulifer, 764 nucleotides long. RefSeq lists its product as uncharacterized. The record is from RefSeq and is a predicted model, not a curated record. The transcript has 4 exons. Bases 90 to 749 code for a protein of 219 amino acids. NCBI's taxonomy places the organism in Eukaryota, Metazoa, Arthropoda, Insecta, Ephemeroptera, Baetidae.